Messenger RNA from Aspergillus niger, 1434 nucleotides. RefSeq lists its product as uncharacterized. Lineage: Eukaryota; Fungi; Ascomycota; Eurotiomycetes; Eurotiales; Aspergillaceae. Gene Ontology annotation, cellular component: membrane. The record is from RefSeq and is a predicted model, not a curated record. The coding region runs from base 1 to 1434 and encodes 477 amino acids. The transcript is spliced from 4 exons. Gene Ontology annotation, molecular function: carbohydrate:proton symporter activity. Gene Ontology annotation, biological process: carbohydrate transport; transmembrane transport.
AUGGGUCUUGCCCAGUCAGGCGAACCAGGUUAUUCCCGAACCACACGGUACCUGGGUGCAUUCAACGGUAAUUUAUUUCAAGUACCUGCUUUGUCGACCGGAUGGCUUAAAAACAGACCAGGUUUGAACGCUGCGGGUGCGGCCGUCGGAACAAUCACCAAUGCCUUUAUCGCCGACCUCUUGUCUCGCAAAAGAACCAUAUCAAUUGGGGCUAUUCUGCAGAUCAUUGGCGCCGCUCUUUGUGCAGGAGCAGUCAAUGUAUCCAUGUUUAUGGCAGGCCGCUUUAUCAGUGGUUGGGGUAUUGGGAUUCUCAUCUCUGUCAUUCCUAUGUACCAAUCUGAAAUUUCUACUCCUGAAGCAAGGGGAUUUAUGGUAUCGAUCCAUGGUAUCAUGAUCGCUAUCGGUUAUACUCUUUCCGGGUGGAUCGGUUUUGGUGUCUACUUCAUCACAGCUAGUGGCUCGACGUCAACCUUCCCUUGGAGAUUUCCCUUGGCCUUUCAGAUCGCACCAGUGUUGUUGCUUCUAGUAGGCUCUCCCUGGGUUCCUUAUUCUCCUCGAUGGCUCUUGAUGAAGGGACGGAAAGAAGAAGCCUUGGAGGUAAUGAAGAGACUUCAUGCGAAGAAAGGCGAGACUGAAAACACGGAUGCCCUACGGGAGUACCAUCAGCUAGUGAGGCAGGUGGACUUGGACCGGGAGGUGGUGGAUAAACGGUGCUGGUAUGAGGUUGUCCGGACGCCGGCCAACAGAAGGCGAGCACUCAUCGCGUCUCUUUUGAUGUGGGGAGACAUGUUCAUGGGUUCACUUGUUAUUGCUAACUACGGUGUCAUUCUAUUCGGUGAGCUUGGGCUAAGCGGUUAUAUGCCCUUGCUAUGCCUUGGCAUCUACGUUACGAUCACUAUCCCCGGAAACACCAUCACCGCCUUAUAUCUAGACCGACUCGGACGUCGAACAUUUCUCCUAAUUGGUACUGGGGGUAUCGGUCUUUGUCUUGUUCUGGAGACGCUGAUGCAAGGUCUCUACAUGGAUAGCACCAACGAUGCCGGCAAACGCGCGGCCAUCUUUUUUAUUUUCCUCUACAUCUUCUUCUGGAGCACUUGCAUGGACGCAACUCAAUUCGUAUACCUCAGUGAGAUUUUCCCAACACAUCUACGGUCGCAGGGGGUUGCCGUUGGCAUGUUCAGCUACUUUGCGGCCUCAAUUAUUUUGCUUGUCGCCGGUCCUAUUGCGAUGGACAACAUUGGCUGGAGGUUCAUGCUGGUCUUCGCAGUUCCGACCUGUUGCUAUUGCCUAUUUCCGGAAACUGCCGGCCGUUCCUUGGAGGAUAUUAAUGCCGGGUUUGGCGAUCCUGUUGCCGUAAACUACUUUAACGCAACCGCGGAGGAAAUAAAGGAGUUCGAUGCCGUGAUGCACGUGGAAAAUGCCAACGGGGCUUAG